CUCUGCUGCCCUGCUAUGAGUUUGCUACCCAGCUAUGUAAGAAACGGUCGAAGACUCGAAACCAUUUACUACGUUGCGCGCUUCUGUUCCACUUGCUCAAAACCCCUCCGCCAUAGAGUCUUAUCUCCAUACAAGGAGGAGAGGUUCAUAAGGCCAUACGUUUGGAACUGGCCUUAUCGAAUUCCUCUGCUUUCUUCCGGGGCCCCGACGACGCAACUGCGUAUCUCCCCCAUCGACACCGCCACCGCCACCGCCACUGCCACUGCCGCCGCUUUGAUCAUUAGCUUGCAUAAACCUCUCGUCGUGAUUCCACUGGAGCUUUGGGGUCACAUUUCGCAAUACACCAUGACUUCUACCAUAGGUGUGUCGUCCAUGUUCCAGACGCCAUCAUUUGAACUUUGCCGAAAAAGCUUGUAUUCUCUAUCUCCGCCCUUCUACCAGAAGCCCCACCAGUUGGGAGUUUUGAAGGCCUACAACAAGGGCUUCGAAGUUGCUUAUUCUUGUAACCUGAGAAAUCAGAGGAGUGCAAGGAGUGUUCCUCUGUUCAUUCGUCAUGCAAUUGCCACCCCGAACUCGGUCUUGAGUGAAGAGGCCUUUAAAGGUCUUGGCGGCUUCUCCCAGUCCCAGGGAACUCUGGAAGUGAAAGACGAAGACGACGAGGGUGAGCAAGGAGGAGAAGACGAACUUUCCGUCGCCAAUUUGGGUCUACCAACGCAGCUGGUCGAGUCCCUCCAGAAACGAGGGAUUACACAUCUUUUUCCCAUUCAGAGAGCUGUAUUACUGCCAGCCUUGGAAGGCCGAGAUCUCAUUGCACGUGCAAAGACUGGAACAGGGAAGACACUGGCUUUUGGAAUCCCAAUAAUUAAACAUCUUACUGUAGAAGACGAAGGGCGAAGUCCUUCAAGGCGAUUAGGUCGUCUUCCAAGGGUUCUGGUCUUAGCACCGACUAGGGAGUUAGCAAAGCAAGUUGAAAAGGAAAUCAAGGAGUCAGCAUAUUAUUUGAGCACCGUUUGUGUUUAUGGAGGAGUUUCUUACAAUACCCAGCAAAAUGCACUUUCUCGUGGGGUUGAUGUUGUGGUGGGAACUCCAGGGCGCAUUAUUGAUCUGAUUAAGAGUAACAGUCUUAAGUUGUCUGAAGUUCAAUUUUUGGUCCUUGACGAAGCUGACCAGAUGCUUGCUGUUGGGUUUGAGGAAGAUGUUGAACUGAUAUUAGAAAAGCUUCCUUCUCAGAGACAAAGCAUGCUUUUUUCUGCAACAAUGCCUGGUUGGGUAAAGAAAUUGGCAAGGAAAUACUUGGAUAAUCCAUUGACAAUUGAUUUGGUUGGUGAUCAAGAUGAAAAGCUCGCAGAAGGAAUAAAGCUUUAUGCCAUACCAACAACUGCAACUUCAAAACGGACAAUUCUUAGUGACCUGAUUACGGUCUAUGCGAAGGGUGGCAAGACCAUUGUUUUCACACAGACAAAACGGGAUGCUGAUGAGGUGUCAAUGGCCUUAACUAGCAGUAUUGCUUCUGAGGCACUACAUGGUGAUAUAUCUCAGCAUCAGAGAGAGAGAACACUGAAUGGUUUUCGGCAGGGAAAAUUCACUGUUCUUGUUGCUACAGAUGUUGCAGCUCGUGGGCUUGACAUCCCAAAUGUUGAUCUGGUUAUCCACUAUGAGCUUCCCAAUGAUCCAGAAACUUUUGUUCAUCGCUCUGGUCGCACAGGGCGUGCUGGAAAGGAAGGUACUGCGAUUCUGAUGUUUACUAGUAGCCAGAGGAGAACUGUAAAAUCCCUUGAACGUGAUGUGGGAUGCCAUUUUGAGUUUAUCAGUCCACCAGCAAUUGAAGAAGUUUUAGUAUCCUCUGCUGAGCAAGUUGUAGCUACUCUUAAUGGGGUUCAUCCAGGGUCCAUAGAGUUCUUCAUCCCAACUGCAGAAAAAUUGAUUGAAGAACAAGGAACAGGUGCUCUUGCUGCGGCGCUGGCAUACUUGAGUGGUUUUUCCCAACCCCCCUCAUCUAGGUCUCUUAUAACCCAUGAGCAGGGAAGGGUGACGCUGCAAUUUAUACGUGAUCCAGGUUAUUCUAGAGGGUUUCUGUCUGCAAGGACUGUCACUGGCUUUCUUUCUGAUGUUUAUCCUGCUGCCGCUGAUGAAGUUGGAAAGAUAUACUUAAUUGCAGAUGAAAGGGUUCAAGGAGCUGUUUUUGACCUGCCAGAAGAGAUUGCCAAGGAGCUACUUAAUAAGCAGACCCCUCCUGGAAAUACUGUAUCCAAGAUUACCAAGUUGCCUGUGUUGCAAGACGAUGGCCCCUCUAGUGAUAAUUAUGGUAGGUUUUCUAACAGAGGACGCAGUUUACGUGGAGGUUCGAGGGAAAGGGGAGGAUUUAGAGGCACCCGUGGUUGGGAAGGUGCACGGGGCUCUGAUGAUGAGGAUGUUUUCCAACACAGUGGCAGGAACUACAGAACUGCCAACAGUUGGUCUCGGAACUCAAGAAGGAAAGGUGAUGAUUCGCUAAUCAGUAGUGGUAGAUCAAAUCGCUCAUCACCUUUUGGGAGUAGAGAAAGAAGCUUUGGAGGGUCAUGUUUCAACUGUGGACGAUCUGGGCAUAGGGCAUCAGAAUGCCCCGACAAACAAACCUACUAGUCUUGUAUGUGACUUCACCCGUUCACUUGACAGCUGUGCAGCUCCAAUGUGCAGCGUAAGAAUGCUGUUUCCAAUCACAGGUUCAGGUUCAAGAGCUCCCAUUGAUUUGAGAGAUGGAAUUACUGUGAGGAAUAGAAAAUCUCUCUGGCUUUGCCAAACUUAUUGAAGUCUCCUGUACUUAAAAGAACACUUCAUUUUUCCCCUGUUGUAGAGUCCUUUGGCUUCUCAUUUUGGCAUAAUCCUAAAAAGCACAUCAUGUUGACUUAAUUUGACAACACAAAUGCCUCCAACUUGUUUAGUUAUUGAGCA
Messenger RNA from Macadamia integrifolia, 2931 nucleotides. RefSeq names its product DEAD-box ATP-dependent RNA helicase 3, chloroplastic. The transcript is spliced from 11 exons. NCBI's taxonomy places the organism in Eukaryota, Viridiplantae, Streptophyta, Magnoliopsida, Proteales, Proteaceae. Bases 16 to 2622 code for a protein of 868 amino acids. The record is from RefSeq and is a predicted model, not a curated record. Gene Ontology annotation, molecular function: RNA helicase activity; ATP binding; zinc ion binding.